AUGGCAUUAAUGUUGGGGCGUCCAAUUGUCGUGCAAUCGGUCGAUGGAAUUUUUGGGGUUUACCCAGAGGGCUACUCAGGGAAUGAGGGGCUUGCAAGCGAGGGGCCUUUAGCUAUCAAUCACUGUGCUGCCGCGAACAUUACGGAAAGCGUUUCGUUUGGCAGCAGAAACCACUAUAUUCCGGGGGGUUUUCCCGAUCACGUGGAUGAGUUGGUCCUUUCGAAUGCUGCUCGUGAUUGGCGCGGGUUUGAUAUGGCUGACGGCGCCGAUGGUACACUGGCAAGUCAUCCCCGACUAGCACUACCGUACUACCACUGUUGUUCCGCCGACCCUGACGCGUGUGUAUUCAACGACGAGAGCUUGGAGGGCGAGGCUGGCGAGGCUACCGUCGAGCGGCUGAUGCAGGUACUGGAUAAUCCCGUCAGCGCUGGCGAUAUCCAUCGUUGCCAAGAACGAGUGGCGAAAAGUUCGGGCGAAUCGGGGGAUCUCUGGGCUUGCGCUUCAUGCUGUGAAAUUCUUAAUACCGUGGAGGACAGUGUUGCGUUCAUCCCGCGCGAGGGGCUUCAUCCACAUUUCCUGCUAACGGGGGAUGAAAUGGAAGCCGUAUCCGGUUUAGGGGCGGGUGUAAUUGAUAACCACAUUCAGGUGUUUCGCUCUGGCGCUUUGAUGUAUCAUUUGAACCCUGAUCUAGUUCGUGAUCCGGGUUCAAUUCCUCUGUGUGUGAAAUGUGCGGAAGACCCUCGGAAGUCAAAGUAUAGCAUUGCUUCUGGGCAUGACUAUGGGCCGGUUGGGUGCUUUCCGGAGCUCAAUGAUGUUGCUAGCAAGUGUAUAGCGCCCGUGCGGUCAUUUGGGCUGGCAAUUACGGCGUCGGACAAUGAUAUCCGUAUCGACGAGUCUGCCGAGGCAAGACAGGCCCUCGUUGAACUUGAAGAACGGAUCGAGGCGUCGGUGGAAAUUAUGACUUCUGAACAAGCCGGGCGUGUCGAUGACGGCAUGAUGGCUGAGCACUAUGGCGACGAUGGCGAAAACUCGCUUAAGAGCGUGGACGCAUUCGACCUAUCAGUAACAAAUGCGGCGGUUGAUGCUACGCUAUCAAUGUUGGGACGGGAGGACGGGGGAAACGGUGACACAGAGAGUGGUGUCGAGGAUGGGACCGCGCCAGUUGUUGUGCGCAGGGGGGCCGAUCCUGUUACUGAAUGGACUGAAAACGGGGAGAUGAUAGCUGCCGCGUUUCCACAAUUGUUUAUGCGCGGGGGAAAGUUCCUGCCCUGUGGUACCUGGCCAGCAUCUUUGACGAGGCACUUGAUGCGUUACUAUGAUGGGCGUUUUGAAAAAGAUACACGCUUGGUUGCUACGCUUUUCAAUCAGCUCCAGCGCCACACAUCCGUGCGUAGGGCCGCUCGCAUUGGUUCUUCGCGCGCGUCGGUUUUAACGCGGCUUGGUAGUUUAUCAAACUCUGAAGAAUUCAAGGCGCUGCUCAUACGCUCGCAGCAGAACCCGGAAUCACGCGAAGCGAAGCGGGUCACCAAUGAGAGGAAUCAGCUUACGAGCGUGUUCGGUCGUAAGGAGUGCUGCCGAAACGAUUUACCGGAGAAUGUGAGAUCGAGUGCGCGCCGCAGGCUGAUAAUAUCUAACGCUUUCCCUGGCCUGGUUGCUCGCGCAUUUGAGCGCCGCGUGCGGCAGAUAUACAACGACAUAAUUCUAUGUAAACGCUCGGUUGAUACCAGGAUAUCCAGGGACUAUUUGCAGAGGUGCCCCGGGGCAUAUGGAACAGUUGCUGCGCACGCUGCUGUCGUCGAGCCGCACGCUGAUGGCCGCCUGCACAUUGACAUGUGUGUUUACGGGUCCAAGUUGUCACCAGGGUUGCUGUCCCGAAUUGCCUGUUCCGAGCGGCUUUGUCGCCGGGCGGCGGAUUGGCUUGAAUCGGUGUGCUGCACGGGGUUUGACCAAUCUGUACACGAGUGGCGUCAACGUUGCAAAGCCGACGGCGGUGUCCCAAAGGCAUUUGAAAUCGCUGUACCGGACGCUCUGGAUGACCCCGCUGGUAUUUUGCUGGCCGCGCAAAAGGUCGCUUCGGUCACGAAUUUCCACUCUCACACAUCAACUUGCUUAAAAGGAAUACGCGGCAAGUACGAGUGUCGUUUAUCCCGGCCGGCCGGCGUUCACGAUCGUGGUACGUGCCCCUUGAUCGUGACCCGCGAGAGAGUAGGAGACAUGGCGGCUGGAGUAUACCCUAUCGUUACAGGGCAUAACCUCCCUCCGCACAUUUGUGAGGGAAUUGAUGCGGGAUACUCUACUGAAAAGGGGCAGUGCUUCCGGUCGCAUGAUGAGGGCCCGGUGGUAUGGGAAUUGAAGAGGGCGCAAAUGGAUGCCUCGGUUGUCGAAACCAAUCUUGUUCUUGCGACGCUAACUGUCUCGCAUACAAAUUCGUCUGUAAUAAAUGGCGAGUCGUCGGGGGACAUGGUUGAGGAAUACCAAGAGGCCUACAUGGCUAAGAAUCAGAUCGCGUUAAAAGGCGCUGCAACGGCCCUGCUAGGCGCUAUUGAAUACGAAAACAAAUUUCCGAGCCGGGCCGAAGACUCGAAAUCCAACUUGCGAAUUGGUAAAUACUUAGCGGCCCGGACAGUGAACAGCUUUUUCGGCGCCCAUGAGUGGUCCCAUGCGUUAAUGGUGUACGCGAUAACGGGCUACCGCUCGUUCAUUUCGAGCGAUGCGUUUGGUAUAUCUUUCCGUUCGCUUUACUGGCGUUUGUAA
Molecule: messenger RNA, 2754 nt
Organism: Phytophthora sojae
Lineage: Eukaryota; Oomycota; Peronosporomycetes; Peronosporales; Peronosporaceae
Exons: 5
Coding region: 1-2754 (917 amino acids)
Source: RefSeq, a predicted model, not a curated record